AUGCCAAAACUUCUUGAUGCUCCUAAUAUUGCAAAAGAUCCUAAUAAAAAAACAAAACUAUACUACUAUGAUCUUAUGUUAGCAAAAGGUCAUCGUUACCCAAGAAAUCUCACAUGCAAAAGUCUUAAGAUCAAAAGAAAAAUGAUAAAAAACUUUAAGAUUUUAAGAGAUAAGUUUGGAGUUCCGAAAAGAACUCAGAGAAAAAGGAUUUUUGAGAAGCUUGUGUCAACAAGGUUUAAAUAA
Sphenostylis stenocarpa is the source of this 243-nucleotide messenger RNA. The record is from the annotation of a GenBank genome assembly. NCBI's taxonomy places the organism in Eukaryota, Viridiplantae, Streptophyta, Magnoliopsida, Fabales, Fabaceae.